AUGUCUUCUUUCGCUUUCUUCUUGCUGUGCGUUCAAGCUUGCUUGAUCCAGAAUGUAUACAGUCAGUGUCUCGGAGCUGGACUUGGUUUAGGAUAUGCUCCAGGAUUGGCCACUGAAUUAGCUUACGGACCUGGAUUAGGUCUUGGAUACGGAUAUGCUCCAGGAUUAGCCCCUGAAUUAGCUUACGGACCUGGAUUAGGUCUUGGAUACGGUCUCGCUGGGCCUGGCGCCCUUGGCAACUUAGCGUCCAUUCCUGGUCCAGCCUACGGGGGCACAGGCAUCGGUGACGUAGCGGUCGCAGGCGAGUUGGGUGUCGUUGGUAGCACGCUAGUAGCCGGCCAGGUGCCGAUUCUGGGCGCUGUUAGAUUCGGUGGUGAAGUUCCAGCUGGUGGUUGUGUCUCCAUCACCGGAAGCUGCAGCGGAAACUGUGGUUGCGGUUGCAACGGUGCUUACCUGUACUGA
Parnassius mnemosyne (clouded apollo) is the source of this 462-nucleotide messenger RNA. NCBI's taxonomy places the organism in Eukaryota, Metazoa, Arthropoda, Insecta, Lepidoptera, Papilionidae. The record is from the annotation of a GenBank genome assembly.